Molecule: messenger RNA, 1662 nt
Organism: Merops nubicus (carmine bee-eater)
Lineage: Eukaryota; Metazoa; Chordata; Aves; Coraciiformes; Meropidae
Product: transketolase
Exons: 11
Biological process (GO): pentose-phosphate shunt, non-oxidative branch; ribose phosphate biosynthetic process
Cellular component (GO): extracellular exosome; endoplasmic reticulum membrane
Molecular function (GO): transketolase activity; thiamine pyrophosphate binding
Source: RefSeq, a predicted model, not a curated record
AGACAAGCAUUCACUGAUGUGGCUACUGGAUCCCUUGGUCAGGGUCUUGGUGCUGCAUGUGGAAUGGCAUACACUGGGAAAUUCUUUGACAGAGCCAGCUAUCGAGUGUAUUGUCUGCUUGGAGAUGGAGAGUUAUCCGAAGGCUCUGUUUGGGAGGCAAUGGCCUUUGCUGGGUUUUACAAGCUUGAUAAUCUCGUUGCUAUAUUUGAUGUUAACCGCCUUGGACAGAGUGACCCUGCACCUCUGCAGCAUCACGUGGAGGUUUACCAGAAACGCUGCGAAGCCUUUGGCUGGCAUGCUAUCAUCGUUGAUGGACACAGUGUGGAGGAACUUUGCAAAGCCUUUGGCCAGGCCAAACAUCAGCCAACAGCUAUCAUUGCAAAGACUUUUAAAGGCAAAGGCAUAUCAGGUGUUGAAGAUAAAGAAAACUGGCAUGGGAAGCCCCUUCCAAAAAACAUGGCUGAACAAGUCAUUCAGGAAAUAGAUGACAAAAUCCAAAAUAAGAAAAAGCUUUCUCCAGCCCUCCCGGAAGAAGAUGCACCUGUAGUAAAUAUUAGAAACAUUAAGAUGCCAUCUCCACCAACUUACAAAGUGGGAGAAAAGUGGGCUACCCGCAAAGCUUACGGUGUUGCACUUGCCAAACUGGGCCAUGCUAAUGAUCGAGUGAUUGCUUUGGAUGGAGACACAAAGAACUCCACCUUCUCAGAGCUUUUUAAGAAAGAACAUCCCAGUCGCUACAUUGAGUGCUACAUUGCUGAACAGAACAUGGUGAGCGUUGCAGUUGGUUGUGCCACUCGUGACAGAACUGUUGCUUUUGCCAGCACCUUUGCUACCUUCUUCACACGGGCAUUUGACCAGAUCCGUAUGGCUGCCAUCUCCGAGAGCAACAUCAACCUCUGUGGCUCACACUGUGGUGUUUCUAUUGGUGAGGAUGGGCCAUCUCAGAUGGGACUGGAGGAUCUGUGCAUGUUCCGGGCUAUUCCCAAUGCCACUGUGUUUUAUCCUAGUGAUGCUGUAGCCACUGAAAAAGCAGUGGAAAUAGCUGCCAACACCAAGGGCAUUUGUUUCAUAAGGACUAGUCGUCCUGAAAAUCCUGUCAUUUACAACAACAAUGAGGACUUCCAUAUCGGACAGGCAAAGGUGGUUCUGAAGAGCAAGGAUGACCACGUGACCGUGAUUGGAGCGGGAGUCACCCUGCAUGAGGCCCUGGCUGCGGCAGAGCAGCUGAGAAAAGAAAAAAUCUUCAUUCGUGUGAUUGAUCCCUUCACUAUAAAGCCCCUGGAUAAGAAGACAAUACUUGAAAAUGCCAGAGCAACCAAAGGCAGAAUCAUCACUGUUGAGGACCAUUACCAUGAAGGUGGCAUUGGAGAAGCAGUGUGUGCUGCAGUGGUGGGGGAGCCUGGUGUCACAGUCAGUCGCUUGGCUGUAUCUCAUGUACCGCGCAGCGGGAAGUCAGCUGAGCUCCUGAAGAUGUUUGGCAUUGAUAAAGAUGCCAUUGUGCAAGCCGUUAAGGCGGCAGUGUCCAAAUCGAGAAACGCGGAGUAGUUUGAAGCAUCUUGUGCCGUGUUACAGAAAAGCAGUGUUCAGAGACGUACUGUAAGUGUAAAGCAAGCAAAGGUGCUUUAUGUAGAGAGUUCUAAUAAAAAUACCAGCUUAAAAAAC